UAGUGUGGUCGUGUACGAGUGUGUGGAAGACACGUCCUCCGGCUGUGAUAAAAUACCUAACACCUUCCUGCGGGCGUCCACCAUCCUUCCCCCUUCUACUACUGGUGCCUACGGAGCUCUUAAGGCCCCUGCUGUCUCCUGCUGGAUACACCGUGUCGAGCCUAAUGAUCCUACUAGCUGUUGCCUGCUGAGUACACCGUGUCCUUCUAUAGAUGAAACGUUGCCAGCAGUAACGUGAAGGAAGUGACAGGGAGGUGAUAGAAGUAACAAUGAAGUGACAGUUAUAAAAAUGAUCGUUCAGUGAAUGUGAGGUGAAAGAAGUAACGGUUAAAGCUUCAAUGAGAUGAAAGAAAUGACAAUGAAAUGAAAGAAAAGCGAGUGAGGUGCCAAUGAGGUGAAAGAAGUGUCAAUGAAGCGAAUGAAGUGAAAAAAGAAGCGAAAAUAAAGUGUCUGUGAAAUGUCAGCAAGCAGAAAGAAGUAACAGCAAAAUAAAAGCGUGAAAGAAGUGACAAUGAAGUGAAAGAAGUGUCAGUUUAGUGAAAAAAGUAACAAUGAAGUGUUAAUGAGACGAAAGAAUUUGUCCAUGCCGUGAAAGAAGAUUCCCUUAAGCGAAAGAAUUGUGAGAAUAGUGCAAAAGUAGUCAGUGAAGUGAAUGAAGUGAUUGAAGGAAGAAAGAAGAAAGAAGCCAUACAAGAUGAAGGUCACUAUCAUCAGCGCCUUGAUCGUGUUUUGUUGGUGUUCCUUGAGGAUAUUCGCUCUACCUGAUGAAAUUAACAUAGGUGGUAUAUUCGACGCCAAUAGUGUGGUACAGAAGAUGGCCUUCAAGUACGCGGUGGAUCUUGUCAACAGGGACCGCGACACACUCACUCGGUCUAGGCUGGUGGCCAAGAUUGCUGACGUCCCUGUCGACGACUCCUUCCAUGCUUCCAAGAAAGUGUGUGCGUUCUUGAAGGAAGGUGUGGCAGCCAUCUUUGGCCCUCAGAGCGAGAACACCGCCAACCACAUCCAGAGUAUGUGUGACACUAUGCGGGUACCUCAUAUCCAGACCCGCUGGGACUACAGACUUACCCGCAACGAGUAUUCCAUCAACCUUCCGCACCCACCCUCACUUGGCAAGGCUUACUACGACAUUAUCUUCAAACUUCAGUGGAGAAACUUCGUCAUCUUGUACGACAGUGUUGAAGGUUUGGUACGACUAAACCAACUAUCAAAGAAGUGGACGGUGACAAUGAGGCAGCUACCUGAAGGAGACGACUACAGGCCGCUACUGAAGGAUAUUCGAAGAUUCAAAACAACUCACUUCGUACUGGAUGUUGCUCAGGACAAAGUCUAUGAGGUGUUACGUCAGGCAGCCCAGAUCGGCCUCAUGCGAGUGUACGACAACUACUUCAUUACCUCCUUGGACUUCAACCUGAUCAACUUAGAGGAGUUCAAGGACAGCGGGACCAACAUUACAGGUAUCCAGCUGGUAGAUCCUCAUAAACCUGAAUUAAAGAAGCUGAUCGAUGACUGGGUGAUUGGCGAACAACGCGCUGGAUGGGUACUGCCACUCCAAAUGAGGAGAAUGACGACGGAGGCGGCGCUCAUGUACGAUGCUGUGACGCUCUUUGCUAAGACGCUUCAUGACUUACGGGAAGCUGUUGAAAUCCCAAGGCUACACUGCGAGAGUGACAACUCCUGGCAACACGGCAACUCCAUCAUCACUGACAUGAAGUGGUACAGUUGGUACGCACCCAGCACCGACUCUGGGGGAGGCAACGUCUUCACUCCUAAUCAACUUUCCUACCGUAAAGUUGACGGCAUCACUGGGUUUAUCAAGUUCAACACGGAAGGGUUCAGGUCUGACUUUAACCUGGAUAUCCUGGAGAUGGGCCAGAAUGCGAUCUUGCAGAAGGUGGGGACGUGGACGCUCACAGGUAAAGCCAACUUCACGAGGACGUGGCAGCAGACGGAGGACGCUGUGGAGCUUAACCUUCAGAACAGGACUCUCAUCGUCACUACUGCAAUAACACCGCCCUACGUCAUGCUGAAAGAUGACCAUGAACAACGCAAGGGCAACGACAAGUUUGAAGGGUUCUGUUUUGACCUCAUCCACGAGAUCUCACUCCUCAGGGGCUUCAACUACACCUUCAAGAAGGUUGAAGACGACUCGUAUGGCAGCAAGAACAGAGAGACCGGGGAGUGGGACGGUAUCGUCAGGGAGCUCCUCGACCACAAAGCUGACCAAAGUAUCGUUGACCUCACCAUCACUUACGAGAGAGAGGAGGCAGUUGACUUCAGUAUGCCUUUCAUGAACCUGGGUAUUAGCAUCAUCUACAAAAAGCCUCAGAAGAAGUCGCCCAGCUUGUUCUCGUUCAUGUCGCCCUUUUCUGCGGACGUGUGGAUCUACAUGGCUACCGCCUACCUGGGUGUGUCCGUACUGCUGUUUAUCCUGGCCAGGAUGGCGCCGGAUGAGUGGGAUUGUCCGUACCCGUGUAUCGAGGAACCGGAGGAGUUAGAGAACAGCUUUACGCUCCUUAACUCCAUGUGGUUUAUCAUUGGCACGUUCUUGUGUCAGGGUGCCGACAUUGCCCCCAAAGCUGUGUCAACACGCAUCGUGGCCAGCAUAUGGUGGUUCUUCACACUCAUCAUGAUUUCGUCCUACACCGCCAACCUGGCCGCCUUCCUCACCGUCGAGAGGAUGGACUCACCAGUGGAGAGCGCCGAGGACUUGGCCAAGCAGACCAAGAUUAAGUAUGGCUGCAAGAUGGGCGGCUCAACCUACUCCUUCUUCAGGGAUAGCAGCAUCCCGACCUAUCAGAGGAUGUGGUCGGCCAUGUCCAACGCUCGCCCCACGGUGUUCACGAAGAGUAACGAUGCGGGCGUGGAGCGAGUCUCUAAGUCAGACGGCCAGUACGCCUUUCUCAUGGAGUCUAGCUCUAUCGAGUAUGUUGUGGAGAGGAAGUGUGAGCUGACCCAGGUGGGCGGUCUCCUCGACUCGAAGAGCUACGGCAUCGCCCUCCCUCCAAAUUCACCGUACACGGGGGCAAUCAGCUCUGCGGUGUUGAAGCUGAAAGAAUCUGGCAAGUUAUAUAUACUGAAGACGCAGUGGUGGAAAAAAGGCAAGGGAAACGGGAAUUGUCAGAGAGAGGCGUCGUCUGCCAAGUCCAGUAGCGCGGCGGAGUUGGGUCUGGCCAACGUGGGCGGUGUGUUCGUGGUGCUUAUAGGAGGGCUGGGCAUCGCCACCUUCAUGGCCGCCUGCGAGUUUAUGUGGAACGCUAGAGAACUGGCUACUGACGAGAGAGCGUCGUUCUGUGAGGAGUUGACUACCGAGGUAAAGUUCAUCGCUAAGUGUUCUGGCAACAGUAAACCAGCCAGGAAGAAACCCCCAUCCACUCCUGAAGAGCCGCUCUGUACCUACGGCUCUUACAACACCAACUACGUCCACCCCUGAAGAGCCCCUCUGUACUUAUGGCUCUUACAACACCAACUACGUCCACCCCUGAAGAGCCCCUCUGUACUUAUGGCUCUUACAACACCAACUACGUCCACCCCUGAAGAGCCGUUCUGUACCUACGGUUCUUAUAACACCAACUACGACUACUUCAGAAUAAGGACCAAGAAGAGAUAAUAUCGUAAGAAAAUGGCGUAGGAGGAUUUGACAAAGAAAAUGACCUUCUAGUCUUAAGAUCAUGCCAAGAUAAUGAGAGCCAGUGGGUGUUAUGAUACAGUGUGGUGGUGAGAGCUUAGCGGCAGAAAUAUGAUCAUCCUCAAGCUGGCAUCUUAAUGUGUUUCAGAUACUGUACACGAGUUAACUAUGGGCUCUCACGGUCUGUUAUAAUAUGUCUAACGUGAUGAACUGUUUCUUUCUGGGCUUAAGUCCACGCCGACACACACACAACGUCACAAAGGGAAGGAAAUAAGGAAAUGGAGAGAAAAGAUGUAAUAUAUUUGUGUAAUUAGGUUAUAUACACAUAUACUUAUGCAGUUUUACAUUUUCUAGGGAUGAAUAUUCUACCAGGAUAAACUAAGGAAUAGAGCGCCCAAACGAUUAGUGAGCUGAUAGAUGGCGAAAAUUAAAAAAACAAAAAAAAAACAAGGAAUGAAUAUUCCUCGCUAGGAAAUAGGUCAUACUUAAUAUACCGGUAUUUAAUUUAUCACUUUGAAGGGGGAAGGAAGCCGGUUGCUGGUUUCAAAUACCCAAUGUUCCUCAUGCGUUUGCCCUUCAUGGUCCAGUUUUACAGUAGUACGGGAGGAACGGGAGUACCCAGAGAAAUCAUGUAACGUUUGUUAGGUCACACUGGAUUAACACCCUUCUCACACCUGUCCCCGGCAGGGAAUGUGUGAAAUGUGUAGACAGUAAUUAGUAUUUUCCCGUUUCUUAUGACUAAAUGUAGACACAGCAGCAUGAAACAACACAAGGACACAGUCCACGUUCAGUGACCUUUUGGCCAACUUUUGUUCUUUUGUAAAGUGAGGCAGAUAAAUGCGUUGUGACAGUUGUGAGCGUACUUAAGUGUUUAAGAAACACUCCAGUAAGACUACCAUUUUUUUACCAUCAAUAAAAUGAAAGGUGAACCAUCGACUCCACUCGCAUGAGUAAAGUUAUACACAGUACGUAUAUAUAAAUAUUAUAUUAACUAGGUAAUUUAGUAUGAUAACUGAUGUAGACUGUAAUGUCUAUUUGGCUGACGCGCUAUAGAAUGAGAGAAGAGUUGUAGUCAAAACAGAGUGGCUGAGAAAAUUAAUUAUUUGCAUUAGAAACAAAACAGGUUUUCAUCCAACAGUGUCAAAAAUUUUUAAGUUUCUUCUACCACAUUGUUUUGACCUGUCUCAUCUCUCACCGGUAAGCCAACCAAGCGCCGUCGGCCCUCUCAUGGUUACCUGUUGUGUGUGUAUGACAACAGUUUACCAUUAUACACAAUAUAAACAGUUUUCAUAAAAUUUUAGCCUUAAGAUUCUUGAUAAUCUUUUCUUGUUAACCGUUUCGUUUAGAUUUUAGAGGAUAAAAUAUUAAAAAUUAAUAUUUAAUACUGUGUGCCAUAGUAUAUGGCCCACAUUAUUCGUAAUUUUAGAAUACAAUUCAAGUAGGUAUAUAAAGAUGGGUCUUUUAUGGGCUAUCUUCGAUUGAAUUUACAUUCUGUUGACCAGUGUUUAACUGGCUACACUGUACAGUCACCCAAAAAAGUCCUGUCGCGAACCAUGAACCCCGAGAUUCACUCUUGAAUCCAAAGCAUUUA
This is a messenger RNA of Homarus americanus (American lobster), 5219 nucleotides long. Its product is annotated as glutamate receptor ionotropic, kainate 2-like. The record is from RefSeq and is a predicted model, not a curated record. Gene Ontology annotation, cellular component: postsynaptic membrane; plasma membrane. The transcript has 19 exons. Gene Ontology annotation, biological process: modulation of chemical synaptic transmission; synaptic transmission, glutamatergic; monoatomic ion transport. Gene Ontology annotation, molecular function: glutamate-gated receptor activity; transmitter-gated monoatomic ion channel activity involved in regulation of postsynaptic membrane potential. Lineage: Eukaryota; Metazoa; Arthropoda; Malacostraca; Decapoda; Nephropidae. The coding region runs from base 695 to 3433 and encodes 912 amino acids.